ACGUGCGCAUGGAGAAGAGGAAGAGGAGAAGGCCGAAUUUGACUGAGUUUGCUGCGAAGAAACAAAAACAGUCUGUUCGAUCAUGGCAAAGUUUGCACAAGAGGAUAUAUUUAACAAACCAAGUGUUUGAGCAGUGGUCCUUAUUGAAAGCAACAGGAACAUUCUCAAGUGAUUCUGUUCUUGCUUCCCAUCUUAUAUCCUUGGAAUUUCGCCGGAGAGACAGGUACAAAUAUUGUGCUGCUGGUUCAGAUAACAAAAGAGAUGAUGCAAAGCCCAGAAAGAAUAAGCUGAAAAAUCAAGCUUGGAACAGGAGGUGUUCAACACCUAAAAAAGAAAUCGAACAAGAACCAAGGACUCACCAAAGUCCUAUCUUGACCAGAGAUCAGCAAAUUGCUUCUGAUGAUACACUUAUUGUUGAUAUUGAGAACAUUUCUGUUUCCAUUGACAAGACAGGAAAUGUGACAAUUUUGAACUCUGACUCAGAAAGUGAUGAUGGCUCUGAUGCAAUUUCAAUAAGUAGCACAGUAUCUGGAGACAUUGCUUCAUUUGAAGAUGACAAGAAAUGGUAUGUGAAAGAGGCUGUUGACCAGAUAAAUGCAUUUGAAGAUGGUGAUGAUGAUUCGACAAUUUCCAUAGGUGUUGAUGACACAAAUGACUUAGCAAAUUGGGUAAAGGAGCAGAAUGAUUUAGACGACAUUCAAUAUCAAAGUGAUGAGGAAGAUGAUGUACAGUUAAAUGAAGACACUGAUGAAGAAUUUGUCAUUAUCACAGAUGAUGCAGAGAGCUCUGUUUCACGUCUAGAUGACUUGUCAAUGACAUUAGAAUCACAGGAAUGCACCAGUUUUGCCCAUGUUGGAGUGCAAACAUCCACAUUGCCCCCAGUUAUAAGCAGGCCAAUAUACCAACCUACAUUUGGCCCACAUGACUUCUUUUCAAUGCCGUGGAAAGAAGAUGAUUACCCAGAGGAACUUGCUGUAAUCAAUGAUAAGAAAGUAUUAAUUUCUGUUGACCUCCUAAAACAGCUAUUCCAAGGGGUUUGUGGUGUAAAUGGAUGCCUUCUUGAAAAGAAAGUGGAUGUGACUUUUUGUGGCACAAGUGCAACAGUAACAUAUGAAUGUACAAGUAAGCACCGUGGACAGUUCUGUACUUCCAAUAAAGUAAGAGGUCUUAUUGCUAACAACAUUCAGGUGAUGUCAGCAAUCCUUAUUUCGGGAAACAUUUACUCGAAGAUUGAGAAGUUGUGUAAGUUUGCUGGGAUCAACCUGUUGUGCAAAAGUACUUUUACCAAAUAUCAGUCAAAGUACAUGGUGCCAGUUAUAGAAGAAUGGUGGAAAUGUUUGACAGAUGAAAUCAAGUUAAAUAUAAAGGAGCCAUGCAAACUUGCUGGAGAUGGUCAGUGUGAUUCUCCCGGGUUUUCUGCAAAAUACUUGUCAUAUUAUCUUCAGGAUAUGGAUACAGACCUUAUUGUCAGGGGCGGAUCCAGGCAUUCUUACAGUUCUUACAGAAGGCAGUCGAAUUGCUAG
This is a messenger RNA of Rhopilema esculentum, 1523 nucleotides long. RefSeq lists its product as uncharacterized. Lineage: Eukaryota; Metazoa; Cnidaria; Scyphozoa; Rhizostomeae; Rhizostomatidae. The record is from RefSeq and is a predicted model, not a curated record.